Marmota flaviventris (yellow-bellied marmot) is the source of this 2645-nucleotide messenger RNA. RefSeq names its product discoidin, CUB and LCCL domain containing 1 (gene Dcbld1). Gene Ontology annotation, cellular component: plasma membrane. NCBI's taxonomy places the organism in Eukaryota, Metazoa, Chordata, Mammalia, Rodentia, Sciuridae. The record is from RefSeq and is a predicted model, not a curated record. Gene Ontology annotation, molecular function: signaling receptor activity.
AUGGUACCCCGUGCCCGCGGCGGCGGCGGCACACUGGCUGCGGCUCCAGGACCCGGCCUCCUGGCCCUGCUGCUCGCUGUCUGCGCCCCGCUCUGGCUGCGGGCGGAGGAGCUCGGUGAUGGCUGUGGGCACAUAGUGACCUAUCAGGACAGUGGAACAAUGACAUCUAAGAAUUAUCCAGGAACUUACCCCAAUCACACUGUUUGCGAAAAGACUAUCACAGUCCCAAAAGGGAAGAGGCUAAUUCUGAGGCUGGGAGAUUUGGACAUUGAAUCCCAGACCUGUGCUUCUGACUAUCUUCUCUUCACCAGUUCUUCAGAUCAGUAUGGUCCAUAUUGUGGAAGAAUGACUGUUCCGAGAGAACUCUUGCUGAAUACAAGUGAAGUAACUGUCCGUUUUGAGAGUGGAUCCCACAUUUCUGGUCGAGGUUUCUUGCUGACCUAUGCCAGCAGCGACCAUCCAGAUUUAAUUACGUGUUUGGAACGAGGUAACCACUAUUUGAAGACAGAAUACAGCAAAUUCUGCCCAGCUGGUUGUAGAGACAUAGCAGGAGACAUUUCUGGGAACAUAAUAGAUGGCUAUAGAGAUACCUCUUUAUUGUGUAAAGCUGCUAUCCACGCAGGAAUAAUUGCAGAUGAACUGGGUGGCCGGAUCAGUGUGCUUCUGCGCAAAGGGAUAAGCCGCUAUGAAGGCAUCCUGGCCAAUGGUGUGCUCUCAAGGAUUGGUUCCCUGUCAGAAAAGCGAUUUCUGUUUACCUCCACUGAGAAUGACUCACUGGUGUGGCACAAAACAAUUUCAAACACUGAUGUUUCAACCGAGAGAGAUGACAAGACAAUCACAAAGCCCAUUCCCUCAGAAGACAUGCCCACAGGAAUAAACAUUACAACUGUGGCGAUUCCAUUGGUGCUACUUGUCGCCCUUCUGCUGGCUGGAAUGGGGGUCUUUGCCGCCCUUAGAAAGAGGAAGAAGAAAGGAAAUCCAUAUAUAUCAGCUGAGGCCCAGAAAACAGGUUGUUGGAAGCAGAUUAAAUAUCCCUUUGCCAGACAUCAAUCAGCUGAGUUUACCAUCACCUAUGACAAUGAGAAGGAGAUGACACAAAAGUUAGAUCUCAUCACAAGUGAUAUGGCAGAUUACCAGCAGCCUCUCAUGAUUGGAACAGGGACAGUCGCCAGGAAGGGCUCCACCUUCCGGCCCAUAGACACUGACGCCGACGAGGCCGGGACGGGCGCCGAGGCCAGCAGCCACUACGACUGCCCCCAGCGCGCUGGCUGCCACGAGUACGCGCUGCCCUUGACCCAUGCGGAGCCCGAGUACGCCACGCCCAUCGUGGAGCGGCACCUGCCGCGGGCCCACACCUUCUCGGCCCAGAGUGGCUACCACGUUCCUGGGCCCAGGCCGGCUCACAAACAUUCCCUUUCUUCCGGCAGCUUCUCCCCUGAGGCAGGGGCCACCAAGAGCGGAGACUAUCAGUUGCCACAAAGCCCCAAGCCUGCGGACAGGGGCUACGACAAGCCCAAAGCCAGCAGCAGCUUCGCUGCAGAGAACAGAAACUCCGCCUCUCAGAAGCCAGAGACGAAUCUCGGGGUGAAUGAUGGUUAUUCAGCCCCCAGAGACUGCCUCACCCCCCUCAACCAGACAGCCGUGACGGCUGUUCUGUGAACACAAUGUGAAAGAAACCUGCUGUGGUACUGAGCGUCACUGGAAGAUGGGAGAGUGCUGUUCAAGUUGUGUGCGCGUGCACGUGACUCAAUAGGAUCCUAGAGAGAACUUCUCAUACUGUUUACAAAACUCUGCAGCCGGUUUUGUUCUAACCCUUAGGCGAGAGCCUGUUGGUUUUUGUUGGACUAGAAAAAUGGGGGGGGGGGGGGGGGAAUUCUGAUGGCAUUUUCAUUUCUCUAACUGUGAUAUUGAGCUGCUUUCUUGCAAAAUGUGCAAUCUGUACAGAGUUGUAUUUAACAAGAAUUAAAGUAACUUAAGUUUGCUUUGUCAGAUUUUAGUUCUGUGCAGAGGUUAAGUGAAAAAUGCAGCGGUUGCAAAAACAAAUAGUAGUAGGAUGUGUUCACUUUUUUCAAAGUUUGAUUAUCUGAUACUGUGUUAACAGCAGGUCUGUUUAAACUUGAUCUUGUUAUUGUGGCUCAUUUCCUUUCCUUUGAUAACUACAAUUAAAAGCAUUUUUAACAUUCUUCUCCUGGAAGAAAUGGAAUUACUUGAAGUAUGAAAACCACACCAGGGUGGUUCCUCGUUUGGAAUCAUAAUUGUAGACUGAAUAAGACAUACACCACCUCAACAGCUGCUUGUUUCCUUAUGCUCCAUUUCAGAUGCAGAUGUGAAGUGGCCUGCCACAGAAGCCCAUUAUCCUCUGACCCUCAGGUACUCCAGCUGCUCUAGGCCCGGAGGCAAUGGACUCUGAGGAACUGCAUAAAUGUUAUGAAACCUUCAUAUGCAAAUCUGCCUUUUUAAACUGCAAAGCCAAAUGCUGAGACUUAUAAGCAACCCAAACUGUUCUUUCCACAAAUUGUAAUGAGGUGGCACAGCAAUUACAGCUUGAAUUACUGUCAGUUGUUUCUGUACCUCAGAUUAAAAAUAUUGCUGAAGACAGAAACUCACACUUUUCAUGACCUUCAUAAAAGGUGCAUGCUGGUGAC